Messenger RNA from Misgurnus anguillicaudatus (oriental weatherfish), 1896 nucleotides. The record is from RefSeq and is a predicted model, not a curated record. NCBI's taxonomy places the organism in Eukaryota, Metazoa, Chordata, Actinopteri, Cypriniformes, Cobitidae.
CAAGCUCCACCAACUAUUGGCUUCAAAAAAGCUCUUCGCAAACCCAUGGGUGAUGUCACAGAGACAUCCAUAUUUCUUUACAGUCUAUGGGAUGGUCAAUAUUUUUCCUUUUGUCUGCAGACUGUCUUCGACACAAAGAUGUUUUGGAGAAUUCUUUUCAUCAGUAUCUCACUGAAUUUAUGGUUCUGUGAGUCUUUUAAAAUGAAGGAGUUAUUUUUUGAUAAAGAGUUAUCUGAACAUUUUCUGAAGAUGUUUGGAUAUAAUGCUCGAAGCUGCAAAGAAAUUCAGGAGAAGUACAACAUUAAUGAUGAUGGCCUAUACUAUCUGACCACAGAAAAUGGGGUGAUUUACCAGACGUUCUGUGAUAUGACCACUGCGGGGGGAGGCUGGACGUUGGUGUCCAGUGUGCACGAAAACAACAUGUAUGGAAAAUGCACUGUUGGUGAUCGCUGGUCAAGUGAGCAGGGCAAUAACCCCAACCGUCCUGAAGGGGAAGGAGCGUGGUCAAACACAGUCACGUUUGGUACAGUAUUGGGUGCUACCAGCGAUGACUACAAGAAUCCUGGAUACUUUGACAUUGCAGCACAAGAUGUGUCUGUGUGGCACGUUCCUAAUAACAUUCAGAUGGAGCAGUGGAAAUCUGCCUCAUUCCUGCGAUAUCACACUACAUCUCACUUCUUAAGUGACAACGGUGGAAACCUUUUCAAAUUAUUUAAGAAAUACCCAGUGACUUUUGGAAUAGGGGAGUGUCGCAAGGAUAAUGGACCUUCUAUUCCAGUAGUGUAUGACAGUGGUGAUGCAGAAUACACCAAAACCCUUUAUGGUCCUCAUUCAAGAGGGGAAUUUCAGUCUGGGUUCGUCACAUUCAGAGUCUUCAAUAAUGAGAAAGCUGCCAUGGCUGUUUGUUCUGGUGUUAAACCAACUGGAUGUAACACUGAACAUUACUGUAUUGGUGGAGGUGGACACUUUCCAGAGGCCACACCUAAACAGUGUGGAGAUUUUGCAGCAUUUGACUGGACUGGUUAUGGUACUGGUGUAGGCGCUAGAGCAUCAAACACUCUAAUUGAAGCAGCAGUACUUAUGUUUUAUCGCUGACCAUCUAUUUUCAGAAAAUCAAACCAGACAUCAUUUCAGAAUCAUCAGCAUGUAUGCCUUUACUGUACGUUAUGUCUUUAUCUAAACAUCACCCUUAUGAAAACUACUACACUUAAAACCAACAAAUAACCAUGGUUCGUGUAGUUAAACCAUGGUAACCACAAAAUAACAAUGGUUUUGAGAACCAUGGUUUUCAAAAACUACAGUUAAACCAAGGUUAGUGUAGUAAAACCAUAGUUUUGCUGGUAGUAAUCAAAACACCAAAAAAAACUUCUACACUUUUACCACAAUAAAACCAUGGUUAAUUUUCAUAAAGGCAGUUAAGUGACAUGAAACACCCCUGUUUCACACCUCCAGUUUGAAAAACUUUUCGAAAAGGGCCGUUGUUUGCUGGGGGUAUGUAAGAAUUAAAAAUAUAAGAAUUUAUUACUUGGUCACAACCCCCUGUGCUGAUAGUGAUCAAAGACUAUUGUCACAGCUGUUUAACCAAUACAGUGGGGGUUAAAGGGGAUCUUUUGAUUGGUCAAUUUGAAUGUAUCAAGUUAGGUUUAGUCACAUGGUCAAGGGAUAGAGGAUAAAGGUCAAUGUUUUCAUGAGCUCUGGGGUUCAGGCUAUUAGGCCUGGAUUCCAGUUCUCAAGUCUGAAUCUCUUUCUUCUAAAACUUUUUUCUUUCUUUCUUUCUUUCUUUCUUUCUUUCUCUAUCUUAUCAGGUAAUCUCUUACAUACAUUGUUUGUGUUAUUUACCAUUUCAUGCAUUUAGUGUAACCAGUUCAAUUGUAACUUUAAGUCAGUACUGUUAUU